Molecule: messenger RNA, 7263 nt
Organism: Pyrgilauda ruficollis (rufous-necked snowfinch)
Lineage: Eukaryota; Metazoa; Chordata; Aves; Passeriformes; Passeridae
Product: guanine nucleotide-binding protein G(q) subunit alpha
Exons: 7
Coding region: 1771-2790 (339 amino acids)
Biological process (GO): action potential; adenylate cyclase-modulating G protein-coupled receptor signaling pathway; phospholipase C-activating dopamine receptor signaling pathway
Cellular component (GO): heterotrimeric G-protein complex
Molecular function (GO): G protein-coupled receptor binding; GTPase activator activity; guanyl nucleotide binding
Source: RefSeq, a predicted model, not a curated record
UAGAUUAUUCUAUUGACUAUUUCAUUUUCAUUUUUUAAUUUCCUCGUAGUCUUAUGCCUUAUGGUGGGCUCUACUUAAUUCAUAUUGACAACAUAUAUGCACAGUUGUAAGAGCGAACACGUGAUCAAAACAGGUGCUGGAGAGGAUAUUGCAUGUGAAACUAAAAGAUGGAGAGUGAUGCACCCCUCUAACUACCUAAUAGACUAUUAUGACUUUCCUGUGAGAUUUUUCAACAUUCUCAGCUAUUUAUUUAAUAUGGAGGUUGGAAAAGGUAGGGCAGCUGUGGGAAUUUUGAAAUAUUUUACAAAUCCACAAAAACUAGAACUUAAUAUGUCCAUUGAAUUGUGUGCUAUCACUCUGGGAGCUACUAAAAGCUAUGUUAAAGACAGGCUUUCUAGUACUGGAAUUGAAGGCAAGCUGGUCUGGGUUUGUGAAAAAGGAUGGUAGCAAAAAGCAUUGGUUGAAUAAAGGUUACAACAACAGGAUAGAAAAUGCAAUAUAUCGAUGCCUUGAAAUGAUAUUAGGUUCUUACAAGCAAGGGAAGUAUACUACUGUUUUUGUCUGUUGUAAACAUCUUUUAUUUCUUCUGCAUAUAACAGAAAUAUUCAAGUAUUUUCAGGAUUACCGGAAUAAAAAACAGUUACUAGUGUAUAGUAUAUUUUUAUCCCCUACAUUUUAAUUGUCAUCUGAAGGUGGAGAAGAUACUUCUCCCCUCGUGUAAAUUAUUAUAUUUCUCCCCUUUACCUAUGAACCAAAGGCAUCGCUUCUAGGAAGAGAAUGCAGGGGUAAAAUAAAAAUGCGCAUUUAUCGACUAAAACUAAAGGUAGCAAAAGCAAAUAAAACACGCAUGGUCGGGAGCUGCACCCCGGGAAUUCCUGGCUCCUCCAGCCGCUCAUUCCCAUCGCGCAGCGGCGCAGGGAAAAAGUGGACAGGCAGCGACAGAGGCAGUCCGCCAUAUUUCUACCUCACCACGCCCGCAGAGACAAGCCAUUGAAAAGCCCGUCGAGCUGGGCUCAGUGUGCAUACCCUAGUCCCCACCUGCCUUCUCUUCCUCUCUGGUGGAGCCCUUUCUACUCGUCCUCCCUCUCUUCCUUACUGCCAGGGCAGGAACGAGCCGUGACAGCUCUUCAGCAGCAGUUUUCCUCGCGCGAGGGGUGAGCGACCGUGCCUGGAAAAAAGGUUCGCCGUAAGGAAGUUCUCCCGCCAGGCGCGCACUGAGAUUGCUGGGCAGCGACCUUGCCCACUUUCGGAGCAGCCGAACUCUCGCUUUAGGACAGAAGGAGCGACUGGGAAGCGUAAUUGAGGAGGAGGGGAGGGAUUAACGGACAUUAACAUUUCCGUGGGGGUGGUUAUUUCGGAGGGCGGCGGGGGUGUAGUUUGUGAGGGACACUCGGGUGGUGGUUAGCGGUAGCAGAGGCAGAAGUAGUAGUGAGGGAAGGAGGGAGAGGGGUGUUUGUGCUGGCGAAGAAAGCACUGCUGCCGCCACGGCUGUAGUGGGGGAUGUUUUCGUGUUGCUUGGUGCAUAAUUUAGAGGAGGAGUUGGAAGCGGCGACUAUUUGAGGCAGGGAACGGGGGGAUUUGUGCUGCUGGGGGCCUGCUUUUUCUUUAUCUGUGUGCGGCAUCGAGGCAGCUCGCUGCACUUGCCCUACAGUGCCCGUGUGGGGACUUCCGGGUAGAGAGCGUCUGUGUCCCCCGGGACUGGUGCUCUGGUGGGGUGUGUGUGCGCGCGCGUUUUUAGGGUGGGGGUUGUGUCUGAACCAGUUAGGAAGAAUGACUUUGGAGUCCAUGAUGGCGUGCUGCCUGAGCGAGGAAGCCAAAGAAGCCCGGCGGAUCAACGACGAGAUCGAGCGGCAGCUGCGCCGGGACAAGCGGGACGCUCGUCGGGAACUGAAGCUGCUGCUGCUGGGCACAGGAGAGAGUGGCAAAAGCACAUUUAUCAAGCAGAUGAGAAUCAUUCAUGGAUCAGGUUACUCUGAUGAAGACAAAAGGGGCUUUACGAAAUUGGUGUACCAGAAUAUAUUUACAGCGAUGCAGGCCAUGAUCAGAGCCAUGGAUACCCUCAAAAUCCCAUACAAGUACGACCAUAAUAAGGCUCAUGCACAGUUAGUUCGAGAAGUCGAUGUAGAGAAGGUGUCAACUUUUGAGAACCCCUAUGUAGAUGCACUGAGAAGUUUAUGGAAUGACCCUGGAAUCCAGGAAUGUUAUGAUAGACGACGAGAAUAUCAGUUAUCAGAUUCGACAAAAUAUUACCUUAAUGACUUGGACCGAAUAGCAGAUUCAGCCUAUCUGCCAACUCAGCAAGAUGUGCUUAGAGUUCGAGUCCCAACAACAGGGAUCAUUGAAUAUCCAUUUGACUUACAAAGCGUCAUUUUCAGAAUGGUGGAUGUAGGAGGCCAACGAUCAGAAAGAAGAAAAUGGAUACAUUGCUUUGAAAAUGUCACAUCUAUCAUGUUCCUAGUAGCUCUUAGUGAAUAUGAUCAAGUGCUUGUGGAGUCCGACAAUGAGAAUUCUUCGGUCAUUCUGUUCUUAAAUAAAAAAGAUCUUUUAGAGGAGAAAAUUAUGUACUCCCAUUUAGUUGAUUAUUUCCCAGAGUAUGAUGGACCACAACGGGAUGCACAAGCAGCACGAGAGUUCAUCUUGAAGAUGUUUGUAGACCUGAAUCCAGAUAGUGACAAAAUUAUCUACUCCCACUUCACUUGUGCUACAGACACAGAGAAUAUACGCUUUGUCUUUGCUGCUGUCAAGGACACAAUUCUACAGUUAAACCUGAAGGAAUACAACCUGGUCUAACUGUGCCUAAGAGGCCCUCCAAGACCACCUUUGUGUGAUUGAAGAUGCACAAUAGGGACUGGAUUAUCUGUGAAAACAAGUUGCAUAAUACUAAUUUAUUGCUGGCCUGCACUCUGCGAAUGUUCAGAGUUUUUUAGUUGAUAUUAUGAUUUUAUUUAAACUAUAUGGAGGAAAACCAGAAGAUGCUGAAAUACAUUCACAGUACAUUUUCUUAUUUUUUAGGCAAAAUCUUGUGACUCAGUGGUUUCUAAAUUCUCAGUCAUACACUCACAAAGGAUAACAGGUUUUUGCUAAUGAAGCAAAAUCAAGCUAGUUUCCUCUUUUCCUGACCCUUUCUCUCCCUCCUUCCUCCCCCGCUAUGUUUUAAAAGUACAAUGGCCAUUUUACCACUUGCAUUCCUUGAUAAUAUAUUUUCUGUUAAGUGACUUGGCCAAGAAAAUUACUAUCAUCAGAAAUGAAGUUAUCAGUCAUUCAAAUUUUACAGAAUGUGCUUUCUCUGAAAGAUCAGAAGCAUUGAUAGUAUGAUUUCUUUAAUUCUUAAAAUUAGUGUUCUCAUUCUGUCUUCGCUUCUGAGACUAGAAUAUUGGGAAUUGCAAAAUAGAAAUAGUUGUGUAUGGAUUUAGAAUUCAAACGUACUUUCACAGUUCAGAAAGAUGCAUAGAAGACAGUAAUAAAAUAAUUAAAGACAUAAACCUCAGAUGUUCAUAGAAUAUCAUCAAAUCUCUUUUUAAUUGCCAUGUGUCAUUAUUUUCUCUUUUCUUUAUUCACUAAUGACAAGUAGAAAUGUCAUGGACACUACAUUUUUCCCCAGUGGCUACAGUCGAAAACAGGGGUAGAGGUUUAUUUUUCAGUUGUGUGCAUUUUUUCUUAAGUUAGAGCUUUUUUAAAGUGUUUUUCCACAGUAGAAAUUUUUUUGCUGUAUAAAAUCUUGCCAAAUAUGGCUUUUUUAUGAAACCAAUACUUUUGAAACAUAAGAUAGUGAUUGAAAUGCCAAACUAAUGGAUUGGGAAUUUACCUGAUUGAGUCAACUGCCAAAUGAUAAAUAUAGUUUUAACUCAUAUGUUCCUGUUUUUAUUGUGUUCCAUUUUCUAAUGCCAAAAACAACAGUGUGAGUGAAUAUGCUACUCAGCAUACAUGUAUAGAAGACAAUUUAAUUCUCUCCUUAUGUCAGAGAUGGCAUGAGAUUGCAUACAAUGUUUUUUCUAAUAAUAUCAAGCACCUCGUUUAUUACUGAUGAAUGAUCACAUUCAGAAACUAUUCUUGAUAAGGUUGCCUCUUAACCUAUUCACAGACAUUUUAUAGGUUUCAUGCAAAAUAGUCUCUCUUUAUGUUCUUUAGAAAGAUUUCUUAAUGCAAAUCACUCUUGAAAUUUAAACAUGCAAAUUUUUAAUAACAAAAAUGUAGCACCCAUCAAUGAGCAGCUUGGGUUGAAAGGUAUUUUUUGACCAGGUGCAUGAUUGCUAGCAAGCUACAGAGAACUCUGAGGUCAGACAUUGAAUUACUUACAUUGCCAAGUAGCAAUAUGGUGCACUUAGCACAGAAGUUGCUGCCUCUCAACAGCAAAGGAGAGGUGGAAAGGCAAUCUCUUAUUACUUGAGCAACUAAGUUAACAAUAAAUACUAAUGAGAUGUUUUUCAUCCUUAAUACUCCCUACUCUAAAACAACAUUAAUAAGAAUAGUUGCUAGUUUUUGUUCCCUCAUAAAACACCUUAUAAUUGGAAACUGAUUGUAGGUAUAGUGCAAUUAUGAAUGCUAUAAUCAUUGUACAUACAUAUAUGCCAACAUCCAUAUUGGCUUUAUAGUCAUUAAUUUUUAGCAAAUUGAUUGUGCUGUGUUGAUAUGUAUCUAUGUAAUUGUGUAAUAUGUCUUAUAUCUGAUUCACAUUUUAAAUAAUGUUAUUUUAUUUACUUUUUAAAGAGAAGAAUGUACAUUUUUUUCAGUUUACUCCUGACUAGGUAUUUGUUGGUUUUAUUUAAAAAGCAACAAAAAAGCUUAUCAUAGUACAGAAUUGUAGUAGCAUUGUGCUAUAUAAAAUCAUUUGAACAUUCCUGAGUAAAAGUAAAUUGGAGACACACAGAGGACAGUCAUAAUCAAAACAAUGCUUAAAUCUUGUCAAGGCUUUAUACAGAUGUAGAAGCUGUUUUUGUUAGAAGAAUUUAUGCCAUUAUAUCUAGGAUUAGAAUAUAAGCUCUUAAAUAUCAAUUUGUAUUUGGCAGAUUCAACUUCAGUUAAUUUUACCUUUCUAAUAGCCUUUUUUAGAAAAGUGUAAUUAGAGACAUUUCAAACCACUGAACAUAAGUACUAAUGGGUAUAUUCUAUUUCCCUAAAAAUGUAAUAAAACCAUCAGAUCAGUUAAACAUUAAUUCAGAAAUUACAGAAACCUUAGACUUAACAACAACAAAGUUGCUAAUGUUAAAAAUUUUAAGGAGUUAAAAUUUGUUUAAUAAAGCUAAAGCACAUGAAGGCUAUAAAAGGUGACACUGACAUUCUAAAUGUAUCAUCAGAACAGCUGUUCUUAUUAUAAAUGUAAUUAUAACAUUGGCCCUGAUCUUACUUAUAAACAUAACAGAUCUUAUGUUUUAACUGUUGACUCUGGAGUGUGUGAUAAUAUCCUUUCUUUCAGCCUGUGAAUACAUUGACCACCAUGGAUUUAGUGAUAUAAAUAGAACUGUAGGGGAAAAAAAAGCAAAAACAUGCCAGUGUUGUCUAAUGAAGGUUUGGGUUUGUUUUAUUAUGGGAUAUGGGGGGGAGUGUAUGGGGUUUUAAGUUUUAAUAUAAAAAAGAUUUGUAUAAAAACAAACCAAAAAUUUACUCACACUUUAUAUACAUAUUGUGAUUGCGAAAUUCUAAUGUGUGUACCACUGGGCUACUUCUGGUAUAUUUUGAGUUGAACCUGUGACAAUGUUUAGAUCAUUUAAACAUAUUCUGAAAAAAUAUAAUCAGCAUGUUAAUGCAAGCCUUACAUAACUCACCUAACACAGCAUUGCAGUGUGACAGUGUUUACAAAAACAUUUAAUUUUUAAAUGACAGGUGUUCUCAUUUGCAAUAUAUUCCAUUGCUGUUGCUGUUUUAAUUGGUGAUUUCCACUAUGCAUUAUAGUGCUUGAGUCUAGAAGUAUGUGCCUCUAACAUGAAGCUGAAGACAAAAAUCAGACAGGAACCCUUUUAAUUUUGCAAAAUUACUUUGUUUCAUUGAAUGUCAUAAAUGGGAGAGGAGAAAAGGAAAACAUUGGGAAACUAUUCUAGGUGUACAAGAAAGCUGUAAAUACGUUUUACAAAAACCUUAAACUUGCUUUUUUCACUAGUUAGCUGUCACUUUGUUUACAUAUAUAGGAUGGUGAAGCUAUAAGGGCAGUUUACUUUUAUAAUUCAGACUUUUGAUUUUCAAGGUAACCUGUAAUUUUAAAUCACACCACCACAUGAUUGUGAAGCAUUUUCUAAAGUUUGAAAGUGGAGAAAAGGCUUUAUGCUGGUUAUCAGUCAGAACUGCCUGCAUGAUUUCCAAAAACUUUAAAAGGUGAUAAAAGGGCUGCAUAUGAAGAUAUUGCUAGACUCUGAGUUUUUGGUUAUAAGAUGCAAGACUUUCAGAUUGCUCAACUUAAUGGUCCUUCCCUUGUUAUGCAUUCUUCACAAAAUAUUGAGAUAACAAGAAAGCAGAGACAUGUUAACCCAUAUGGAAAAGAAAAAUAAUGCCCAAAUACUUUAUUAUAUGUGCUGCUAGUAUUGAAGGUCUGUGCAUGAUUAUCCUGCAUUACAUUAGCAAAAUAAUGAAGUGUACACAGUAUAUUAACAAGGCCUACAAAUUACCUACCUCUAGUUAAGAAAUCAAUAAAUUAAAUGUUUUGGAGAAUGUCACAAGUAAAGAAAUUAAAAUGGCCUGUUGUAGACAAUUAAUAGUUAUUUGAGGCCUUCACACUUUUGCAGAUAAAGUCCCUCUUUGGACAUAAACAACUAAGAUUCUAUGUCCCUGUCCAAUUUGCUAGUUUAGUAGAGAUCAUGAAAAACAAUGUGUUUUGGUUUGAAAAGAAUGACUGAUAGUUCCUCUUUUUUGUUGUUGUUUUUGCUUUUAUUUACCAUUUUAUUUAUCAGUCAAAACAAACAUUUCCAUGUAAUCAGUAAUCCAUUGAGGGUCAUUGUUUAUCUAGUUACAGGGUUUUUACUGUAACUUUCACGCAAGCUUUUUUACAGUAGCUAUGUUUCAGGAAAAAAAGAAUUGAAGAAUCAUUUGGGCAAAGCUGAUGUUAAAGGUAGUGUCAAAAAUGCAAGGGAAUUCAACCAAAUCAAUCUUACUCUUGGUAAUAAGACUGAUGUUUUUGUGAUGUUGGGGGUUUUUCUAUCAAAAGAUGGUCUAAGAUGAAGUCUUGCUGGAUUUCUUAUUUAUCAUGCUGCAGAAAAUCCUUUUUUUUGCCAGUAUAUUGGAAGGGGAGUCAGAUACAUUUUUAAAAUUUGCAGUGUUUAACAAAAUAAAGAUCAU